This is a messenger RNA of Thamnophis sirtalis, 3729 nucleotides long. RefSeq lists its product as uncharacterized. NCBI's taxonomy places the organism in Eukaryota, Metazoa, Chordata, Lepidosauria, Squamata, Natricidae. The record is from RefSeq and is a predicted model, not a curated record. Gene Ontology annotation, biological process: regulation of transcription by RNA polymerase II. Gene Ontology annotation, molecular function: RNA polymerase II cis-regulatory region sequence-specific DNA binding; DNA-binding transcription factor activity, RNA polymerase II-specific.
UCUCCCAGGGACGCCCUUUGUACGAGUCACCCAUCCCUGAUCCUGCCCGGGGCAAAAGUUGCCUUCCCUUUGUUGCAAUCCAGCUUCCCUACCCCUCGAUGUCCCAGCGCUUUCACUGCGGGGGCCCCUCCUGCUGGUCAUCGCAAGAGCCUUUUGCAAACGCCCGGAAGGAUCGCACGGAGCUCGGUAGAGGCUAAGAAUAUCAUCCGAAGAAGUUCACAAGGAUUAAAAUAUCAGUGACGUUGAUUACAACAGGGCUUCGUCUAUGAUAGUGGAAGACUGAACAUGUCAAUAAAAAAUCCGAGCUGAAAGUCAAAAGAAAAGAUUCAUUUGAGCAAGCUUGCGCAAACUUUGUUUCAUUUCUUAAAAAAGAGAGAGAGAAAGAGGGAAAGAAGGAAGGUAGGAAAGGAAGGAAGAGGAAAGAAAAGAAAAUUAAAUUAAGCAUUGCAUGUCAAGUGAUAAAUAUAACAAGGUUUUUGGCAUUGAGAGAUAAUCUGCAAAUCUGUCUUCCGUUCCACUAUGCAGCACAUAUGCCAGCGUCUCUGAGAAUUGUCUGCCUUGAAAAAUGUGUCGUUAAGUCUUCCUUUACUCUGAGUUCGAGGUCAAUUCCAAAAAUCCAUAAAAAGGCGGAGUCUGCAUUCUUCAAACACGAUGAAAAGGAUAUUGAGGAAAUGUUAACCAGUCUGGCUCAGGGUAGGGGGAAAAAAAGUCUGGGACCUGACCUCAUCGUUACACUUUUCUUCCCAGGAAGUUCAUUUGUAUGCAUGGCCCUAGUGAGAAAAGGGUACCACCAGGUGAUGGAACCAACCGAUUAAUCCGGUUCCAAACAAAACACACAGCAAAGAGGAGUUUUCCUAGGAAAGGCCCAAAAACUCAGAUGGCAUCAGAAGAGAGAGACGCUCUCUGGGAAGCUGCGGGCAAUCCAAAGAUGGUUAAAAAUCCCUGGGGAAUUCAGAACAAGAAGGAAAUAGAGGUGAGUCCGGAAUGGAAUCUUUCUGUGGAGGAAAAUCUGGCUCUGCAUUUGGAGAGCCUCCGUGGGGGAAAAUCCCUGGACACAGCCGAGCAAAAACACUCGCCAAAGAGAUAUCCCGAUUUCCCUCUGGAAUUCCAACCGGGGGAGGAAGCGGAGAAUAUUGAAAUACAUGCUAGUUGCUUAGCGGGCGCGUCCCAAAUCAGCAUCAAAGAGGAAGAUUUAGGGCACCCCCAAUACGAGUGGGCGCUGUGCCAAAAACCCGUCCCAUUUCUGGCUCAAAGGAUCAAAAAGGAAGCCAGCGCAAACCUUCCCCCGGAUUCAGAGAUUGGGGAGAACGCCAAUCCGCCAUCUAUAUUCAAUAUCCAAAGGUGCCCGGCCUCCGUGUUUGCGAAGCAGGACGGGGGCUUUGCCAGACCCCAGAAAAAUAUCCCCGUCGUCCUGGAAGAGCCGAAAGCGGAGAAAAUCUUCCCCUGCCCCGUUUGCGGCAAGGAGUUCAACCAGAAGUCCAAUCUCACCCGGCACCAUAAAAUCCACACCAUGGAAGGGUCGUAUAAGUGUCUCAAGUGCGGGGAAAGCUUCCGCAUGAACCGCCAGCUUCUCCGCCACCAACGGGUGCAUCUGAGCGACCCGUUCAAAUGCACCGAGUGUGGGAAGAGCUUCAGCCGGCGGUCCAACCUCAUCCGGCACCAAAGGAUCCACACGCGGGAAGCGCCGUACCAGUGCCCCGAGUGCGAAAAAACCUUCAACCAGAAGACCAACCUUUUCAGGCACCGUAUGAUCCACCUCCAGAUGGGGCCUUGCAACUGUACCAAAUGCGGGAAGCUUUUCACGCAAAGGAAAUACCUGGUGAAGCACCAAAAGUUGCACCUGAGUGAGGGAGACCAGAAAUGUUUCAUCUGCGGGAAGCAAUUCCGGCUGAAGAAAUACCUCCGGAGACACCAGAAAAUCCACAGUCGCCAGGCCCCAAAUAUUCACGAAACUCAGAUGGAGUGACCAGGUUUGGCAAGGAGGAGAACUGGGACAUGCAGGACUGGUGGAAAAACCCCAGAAUGGCACUUAGCCACUGCCUCUUUUAGCGACCCUUCGUCGUUAACGACGGGAAAAAUGAAAUAGCAAUCUUUUUGUGACUAGUCUUUCAUUCAUAACCAUUAACAGGUUUGUAAAUCAAAGGAAAGCAGAAAGGAAGAUCGUAAGGUUUUUUUUACAUAGCAGUUGCUUCACUUAGCGAACAACAAUUAUGGUCGCUAAAUGAGGAUUGCCUGUAGACAUGCCUGGAGAUGUGGACGCCCGAAUGAAAUGCAGAGGUUUCAUAUGCUUGAUUAAUCACACUUGGAAAAACAAAAAUCAUAGGAUCCUGCUUUUUUGCAGUCUUCGGGGGCUUAAAGCCCCCGUGUUUCGCACCCAUGUGUGUAUGUGUGCUAAUUCAUAGGACUAAUUUUGUGUGGGCUCUCCAGGAAGGUAGCACUAUGAGGAAUAGAACCUGUGUCAUUGUGAAUUUCUGGCAUGAUUGAGGGGGUUAUAGAAGGCACCAACUUUCUAGUUGCCAAGGUACUUUCAAAAGAAACGGAGUUGGGAAUUAGUUCCUAACUAAUUCCGUUUCUCUUGUUUAUACAUUUUGACAGCCUCAUUCUGCUAAGCAAUUUACCUCCUCCUCCUCCUUCACCCUAACAAAAACUGCAAAAUAAUGGGAGGUUAUAUAAAUUUGCUGGAUUUGUGUAAGAUGCACAAGGCGGCUGGCUUCAGGAAUGUGUUGGGUAGAAAGGCCUACACUCAUAUAUAAUUUCCGUUCUCAGCCCAGUGACCCUGUUCUUUAGGAGGUAGGGGGCUCCUACUUCCUGUUAUUUGUAGCCAACAAGUCAGUUCUUGUGGGCUAAACCAGGUAGGAUGAUCCAAUGCUAACUUUAUUGUAAAGCCGCAUUGACAGAAUCUUGCAAGUAUGAAAGUACAAAUCUCCUGCUGUACUUUUUUGGCUCUUUCUGUGCAUGAUGCAGCCGUGUGCCCUCUGACAGUUUCCUUGGUGGUGUUUCUUUGCCCAGUCCACUAUAUGCCCGCUAUGAAACAUGGCUAAAGGCCAAAGACGAGGGGAUUUUAAAACAUAUGGUCCUCGGGGAAGUUCUGCAAGGGCCUGAAUAAAACUUGACUUCAGUUCUGCUUCCUGAAUCAUGCAACAAGAUCCCUGUUUGCAAAUUACUAGGUAGAGUCCGCAGUCCAUUUAGUUACAACGGCUUUCAAAAAAGUGACUUACGCACCGUUUUCCACGCUUACGGCCAUGGCGGCAUCCUUGUGGUCACGUGAUCAGAGUUCGAAUGCUUGGCAACUGACUCAUAUUUAUGACGGUUGCAGUGUCUCUGGGGUCUCCUUUUGCGACCUUCUGAGAAGCAGACUCAGUGAGGGAGCCAGACUUGCUUAAGAACCGUGCGUGGCUAACUGGACAACUGGAGGGAUUCAUUUCACAACCGCAUCAAGGAAGGUCGUGGAAUGGGGCAAAAGAGGUGUCUCACUUAGCAACAGGAAUUUUGGCCUCAGUCGUUAAGUCGAGGACGGCCCGUAUCGAAACGAGGCAGGAAGUUGUGGCUAGAGGUUUAGAGCCAGCAUGCACCAAAACUCAGGUCAGGCUCUACCCCCCGUGAUGGCGAAGCUAUGCCACAAGUGGCACGCGGAGCCAUUACUGAGGGCCCGCGAGGCAUUGCCCCGUCAGCUCCAGCGCGCAUGUGCUCUCUGACCAGUUGAUUUUCAGCUGUUUUUCGCCCUCCAGA